Molecule: messenger RNA, 4665 nt
Organism: Plasmodium inui San Antonio 1
Lineage: Eukaryota; Apicomplexa; Aconoidasida; Haemosporida; Plasmodiidae
Exons: 1
Coding region: 1-4665 (1554 amino acids)
Molecular function (GO): RNA polymerase II CTD heptapeptide repeat phosphatase activity
Source: RefSeq, a predicted model, not a curated record
AUGGAGGGUCUCAACGGUGCAGAGAUCAACUCCAUUGCAUCACCAUUUACGGAAAACAAAAAGAGACUGUAUUACAGUGGAGGUGGUAGUAACAAUAUGAACAAUUUGAGGGGGAAUGCAAGAGGUGGCGCGAGGGGAAGUGUGAGGGGAACCGCGAGAGGCAGCGCCAGGGGAAGUGUGCGGGGCAGCGUCAGAGGUAAUACUAGAGGAAACGCAAGAGGAAACGGGAGGAACAGUCAGAUUACUAUGUACAACGAAAUGGACGAAGGGAAUAGCGACUACGAUCGGGGAAUAACUAUGCACAGCCUCGAUCCAUUUAGUAGUCCCACUUACCAAUCACACACCAGUAGGGCGGCAAAUGCGGCUACUAACAUUUCAAAUGAUGCAGGCGGCGCUGGUAAUUAUAUGAUGGGUUCUCUAAAGAAUCUCGUCUACAGUAAUAGUAACGGCAGUGGAGGUAGUCCGGGCAGCAACGGUCUCCCCACUGACAAGUCAAGUAACUUCUCCCAAUAUAACGACGCCUUUCUCGACAACACGGAGGCUAGCCACAUGAAGGGCAAAAAUUUUUCCAAACGAGUAGGAAAAAACUUAACCCUGAAUGGUAUAAACCUUGGAAAAGGGAACAUCAACACUGGGGCGAGCGGGGGAGGUUGCUACAAUCACUUUGGCGCUAAUAAGAACGCAAAGGGGUUUAGAAAUCGCUUCACUCAUUAUAGCAAAAGUUCCAUGAAGCAUGGCAUGGCUAAGCAAAAUCUUGGCUUGGACGAUAGGGGCAAUCUUGCCACGGUUGGCGAAGACAAACAAGAAGGAGAGAGGGACAUGGACAAUAACGACGGCGAGCAGCAAGGGUUCUCCCUCUACUUCCGCAAGAACCAGCUCUCCCAGGUUACGCCGCACAAUCAGCAAAAUGUGCAAAUCCAGUAUGGCCCACGGAGUGAGCUUUAUCACCCUAAUGAUGAUGGGGAAAGUGCAGAGAGGAGGAGCAUGGUUGCUCCAAAUGAAGGCCUCUAUAGCGACACGUACGGAGGCACACAUGGGGACACCCUGGGAGAGGGGUUAUAUGACGAUAUCCACAGGAGAAGUAAUCAAGGGGUGGUAAAUAAAGCGCAUUCCAGAAAUCUAUACGAAAAUAGGAAAUUAAAAAACAACAAAUUGUAUGGAAACGUAGGAAUCGAUGGUGAGGAUAAUGACAUGGUGAAUCAUCUGGGGGGUAAUAGAGAUCUCGACCUUGUGGAUCCCCUCAGGGCGAGUAGCAACCUACCUUUGAGUACACCCAACGAUGCGGAAGUGAAAAAUGUGAAUAAUCAAAAUAUCGCGACAGACAAGGUACACCCAAGUAGCAAUAUACACAUGACCAGAAACAACAAGAAUAAUCCCACCAUGAACUAUACUAAUGUCGGGAAAAAGAGAAAAAAUGUGAAAUUUGAUGGUAACACGUUUCAAAAGCAUAAGCCAAAAAAAAAUUAUUAUAAGUCCUUUAACGAUUCUUUAGAGAGGUAUAGCAAUAACUCGCUAAGGAUUGUCAACACGGGUGUGAAGAAGGGAACCAAUUCGUCCCUUUAUGGCAAUCCGGAGGCUGAAAAGGAGCUCCUGGAUAUGAACUUGGGUGUGAACGCACCUGGCGGUCAGGUGCAGGCCCAUUCGAAUGACAGCGCUGUAGUGGAGGUAGCAAACAUAAGCAGCAGUGCACUAGAUAGCGGCCCACCGACUGCGGCACUAAACGCACCAUCUAACGCACUCGCGGGCGCUGCCGCCCGGGGAAUCAAGACGGCCAGCCGAAACAACCACGUCAGUAACUUCCACCCCAGCAUGAAGAAAAAACCGUUUAACAAUAUGACCUUCUCUCUUAACAAGUAUCUCACCUCGUAUGUGAACUUUGACCGGAUUAAAAGCAAAAAAAUGAACAAUGGGAAGGUGACAAACAAAGGAAGCGACACCGGUACAGUAUCGGUAGGCGGUAGGAAUGAUGCGGAUGUGUGUGAUAGCACGUUGGUGAACCCGGGACAGAACUUCGAUGAUCGAGAUGGCGCAAAUCCGACUGGAGAUGAAUCCUUCUCCAGUUACAGACCUCGGUCCAGCGAAUUCACCCAGGUGGGAAACCCCAUUGGGGGGAAUCUCUCCGAAUUGAAUAACUUGGCCAAGAACCUCAACUUGGAACUAUUAAAAAAUUUGAGAGACAGCCUUCAAAAUGAAAUGAGCCUGAGCCGAGGCAAUAAGGAUGGCUCCAAGGUGAGGAGAAGCGGUCCCAGUUACAUCGAAUGCCUCAGCGAGGUGUCCGAAAUUAGUGAUGACGAGGAGGGAGACCAAAGCGAUAAGGAGAAGGAUAGCAGUGCCGAGUUGGGAAGAAAUAAAAAUGCUUUCCCCCAGUGGAGUGACAAUAUGACUGAAAUGGAAGCGGCAGUAGGGAUGGGUGGGGAUAAGGGGUCCUCUGUUUCCCCCGCUGCUAACGGGGGGGUGGCACUUGCGUAUGGCUCAAACCAGAGCCUUUAUGGCAAGUCGGACCCAAUGCAGAGUCUGUACAGUCUGUACAACAAUGGCAGAGGAACGGAUGCAAAUUCCAGUGUGUAUGGUGCCAUCACUGCGGGCGCAGCCGCGAAAGGGGAAGGCAACACCUUCGCGCACACUGCAGAGAUAGGCAGUAAUGAUGAUGCAUAUGAAAGGGAUAUGACCUGUACAUACGGAAUUGAGACCGGCCAGUCCCAUUUUAAUGCAAACACGGAUGCUGGUAAUUCCAACUCGUAUGAUGCAAAUAGGAAGAACCCCGAGGCGCAGAUGGGGGUGGUGUACCGAGAGUAUCUUGGCUCCGGUGGGGCUACUACUACCCCCUUUGGUGAGUCCAAUGCAAAUCCGAUUGUGAAGGAAGAAAUUAGUCCUAACCAAUCAGGUGGAAAACAUUUCCAAGGUGGAAUCGAAUCAAGCGAGAAUUAUGAUCACCCCUAUGGGGAUAACCAUUUUGUCCCCGAAACGGAGAGUAGAGCAGGGAAAAAAGAGGCCCCGUUUGGAAGCACAAAUAACAUGGACAUGAACGAAUUGGGGGAAGAAAACGAAGAAGAGGAAGACGAAACGGAACCGUUCUCCCAAAUGAGAAACGAAGAUUUGUUUAUUAAUUCAUAUAUGCCAUACCCUCCAGAAAAAUACAGUAGUUUAUACGACCUGCACGAAAUAAAGAUUUUAUCCCCACAUAUAUUGAAGACCAAAUUUCACAAACAAGGAAAAAGCAGUUAUCAUUCCUCUCUAAAGGAUGGAAAGCUAAUACUCCUACUUGACCUCGAUAACACGUUACUACAGGCCACGUCGUUUGCAAAAUAUAACAUGGAAUUGCCUCUGGAAAAUUUUGUUGAUGAAAAUGGAGAACCCGAGUUGUAUAAAUUCUUCCUACCCCAUUAUAACUUUUUUUAUUACUUAAAAUUUAGACCCUAUGUACGUCAGUUUCUGCAGAUUCUGUCGCUGUACUAUGAAUUGUCCAUUUAUACUAAUGCGACUAGAGAGUAUGCCGAUGUAGUUAUCGCCAUUCUGGACCCGGAUAGAACCUUGUUUGCUGACCGAAUCGUUGCCAGAUGCAAUUCUGCUGAUAGGGAAGAAAAUAAGAACUUUUCCAAAAUUUACCCUAAUGUAGACUGCAAAUAUGUUAUCGCUUUUGAUGAUCGAAAAGACGUCUGGACAGACAUUCCUCACUCCCAUAUUUUAAAAGCAGAACAUUAUAAUUUCUUCGAACUAAGUAAAUAUGAUAUAAUUUCUCAUUUUAAAGAACCCACCACAUGUAAGAAAAGAUUCGUUGAUAUGGACAUGCAUCUGCAUUUCAUGACAAAAGUUCUCCUCAAGUUACACAAACAGUUUUUCGAAAGACCACUAGAGGUAGAUGUUGGAAGGCUCAUUGACGAUAUUAUGUUAAGUACGUUAAGCAAUGUUGGUGUCUAUUUUACAGGGUUUAGAAAAAACUCCAAAAAUUCGCAGCAUGUCCUUUCAUCAGAUUGUGAAGAUAGGCAGAAAGAAAUAGCCUUAGAGUUGGGGGCCAAAAUUUACACAAACUAUGACAUGCCUGGAGUUACACACAUAAUUGCUGCGAAAAAUUGCACCGAUAAUUUAAUCAAAUCGAAGAAAGCCGAUUAUAAUCAUAUACAGAAGGUUCACACUUUAUGGCUUUACCAUUGUAGGGGCACUUUGCAGAGUGGAAACUCUAUCUACUUUGAUGCCGAUGCCUUGUGCAAAAUUUACAAUAAUAAGCCGCCCCUGCACCCUAAGAAGGAUCACUGGUUCUUUGGAAAUAAGGACGAAAUGAGGAAGCAAGAUGAUACCAGUGAAUGCAUCAAAACAGAGAAUCUUAAAUCCAGAAUUUUUCUCGGUACAGGUGAAUACACGAACGAUGCAGUUAUAUGCUCGCCACACGAACAGAUCAACAUCAAGUGGAUUGAGAAGGAAGUCAAGUUAAGGCAAAUUUAUGACACCCCCGGUGCUGCUCCUUCUUCCCUUGUUGGUGCGGCAGGGGACGGACAGCAGCGCGACAAAGGUGCAAUGUGCGAGAGGACCCCCCACAGUGACAUGAGCCCCCUUGGUGAACACGUCGACGAGGAUGACAAUUUUGCCUAUGAGAAUAGCAACGUGGAGGAGGAAGAGGGGGAGGAAGCGCGGGAGGAAGCCGAGGGCACGGACAGCGGCACCGCCUAG